AUGGAGGCUGGAGAUGGGGCGGCGGCCCGGUUGGACCAACCCGCGCCGCGACCGAGCAGACGGGCGUGCCCCGCAGCCAAUAGGAGCUCGCGCGUUCUCCGUUGCCAGGGGAACCGCCAACAGCAGGCCGUGUGGGCCGGAGAUGAGAAGUGUUGGAGGAUACUCCCGCGUCCUGCGGGACGUGGGCCAAACCCAGGACUCCAGGCUCUCCACACAGGGAUGAGCAUGGGGGUGCUGGCGUCCCUGCAUGGAUGGGGGCUUCUGGACUACAAGACAGAGAAAUAUGUCCUUACUAGGAACUGGAGGGUGGGUGCUCUCCAGAGGGUCCUGCAGCUUGGCAUCUUUGGAUAUGUAAUCGGGUGGUCCCUUCUCUUCAGGAAGGGUUACCAGGAGAAGGAGUCUGAUCCCCAGGUAUCGGUCAUCACCAAGCUCAAAGGAGUCUCAGUCAGCCAGGUCGAGGCGCUAGGAAGCAGGCUGUGGGAUGUGGCCGAUUACACAAAGCCCCCCCAGGGAGAAAAUGUUUUUUUCCUGGUGACUAAUUUCCUUGCCACACCAGAGCAAGUGCAGGGGACAUGCCCAGAGCACCCUUCUGUUCCCCUGGCUCCCUGCCUGGCUGACGAGGACUGUCCUGCUGGAGAGAUGCUGAGCCACAGCCACGGAUUCAAGACUGGGAAAUGCAUCACGUUUAACUCAACCUACCAGACCUGUGAGAUCUGGGGCUGGUGCCCCGUGGAGAGUGGCAGCGUGGUCAGGAAGCCCCAGCUGCUAGAAGCGGAAAACUUCACCCUGUUCAUCAAAAGCUCCAUCAGCUUCCCCAAAUUCAACUUCUUCAAGACCAACACUUUGGAGACAUGGGAUAAUACCUACUUCAAGGGCUGCAGGUAUGAUGCCCUCUCCAGCCCUUUCUGUCCAGUCUUCCGGGUGGGGGAUGUGGUGGAGGCAGCUGGAGGGGACUUUGAGGACCUGGCCCUCCUGGGAGGAGUCGUGAGGAUUCAGAUCAGCUGGGACUGUGACUUGGACCGCCCUGGCAAUGAAUGCCAGCCCUGCUAUUCUUUCUGGCUGCAGGAGAAGGGCUACAACUUCAGGGUCCUGUUGUCUCCAUUCUCCAGGACAGCUACAUACUGGUGGAAGCCCCCAGGCAUGGAGGCCCGAAGCCUGUUCAAACUCUUUGGCAUCCGAUUUGAAAUCCUCGUGGCUGGACAGGCUGGGAAGUUCAGUGCCAUCUCUACAGGGAUCACACUGGGCACAGGCAUGGCCCUCCUAGGGGUGGUCACCUUCCUCUGCGACCUGCUCCUGCUUUACGCGGAUUCAGAAGCCCCUUUCUACUGGGGGAAAAAGUAUGAGGAGGCAAAGGCCCCCAAGACCAGAGCGGAGCCAGAGUCAGCCUCAGCACGGGAGGAUCAUGAGGAGCCUGGAGGCACUCAGUCACAGUCCAUCCUCCUCAGGCAUUCAGAUCUCAUUGCUGGGAAUCAGGGCCUGGAUUCUAGCAUGGCCUAGCCUAGGGCUGCCCCAAGGACCCCAGCCAAUACCAUUUCCGUGCCUCUGGGGCUCCAAGACUGAGAUUCUUCAUCACUGCCUUUCCUGAACGAGUCCUAGCAUGGGAUCCUAAGACCCAACGACCACAUGUGCAUGGUCCUGGGAAACAGCAGCCUAGGGUCCUCCUUUCUUGGGGCUCCUAUUCAGCGGGCUUGAAUCCUGGCCUGGGCUGGGACCAUGCCUCACUCUGGGAGUUAGUUUCCUGGUCUGUUAAAUGAGGACUUGGACCUGAUGGCCCCUGAACUCCUAGAUCCUUU
Messenger RNA from Trichosurus vulpecula (common brushtail), 1793 nucleotides. RefSeq names its product purinergic receptor P2X 6 (gene P2RX6). The record is from RefSeq and is a predicted model, not a curated record. Bases 1 to 1497 code for a protein of 498 amino acids. Gene Ontology annotation, biological process: response to ATP; monoatomic cation transmembrane transport. NCBI's taxonomy places the organism in Eukaryota, Metazoa, Chordata, Mammalia, Diprotodontia, Phalangeridae. Gene Ontology annotation, molecular function: purinergic nucleotide receptor activity; ATP binding; extracellularly ATP-gated monoatomic cation channel activity. The transcript is spliced from 14 exons. Gene Ontology annotation, cellular component: plasma membrane; nuclear inner membrane.